AUGGAAACUCAAGAUACAUUGACAAUGAUUGAUUUAACAUCAAGUGUACCAAGUUUAUCAUUAUCGAAUGUAAUUCAACAACAAAAUGAAGUUAUUGAAUCUGAAAAUAAAAAUGUAAAUACCGAAUUAUUGACAUUAUCAACUCAAACCGUUAUAUCAUUUGUAUAUUGUAAUAGACAAGCAUCAUUAUUUAAUUUGUUAACUCAAAUGUUAACAACCAAUACAUUCUCACCAAUUAAUCCAUCUGUUGAAAUUCCAUUUCAACCAUCUCCAUAUCCAUCAACAAUUCAUAACAAUUCGUCAACAUCAAUUAAUCAAUCAUCAUCACCAUCAUCAUCAUCAAGUACAACACCAUCCUCUUCGACUCAAUCUUCACCAAUUUUACAAGGAAAUAAUAAUAAUAUUACUGGUAAACCAUCUUUAAUGUUUAAUAUUUUGGAUAAAGCAAUUAAUGCAAUUUCACACCAAUAUAAAAAGAAUUUUUAUAUUCAUAUACUUGAAAAACCAAUUUCUUCUCCAAAUUUAAUUUCAACCAAUCCUAAUAAUAAUAGCAAUAAUAAUAAUAAUAAUAAUAAUAAUACUGCAGAAGAUCAUGAUAAAUUAGUUGCAGGUUGUUUAUCAUUUAUAAAUCAUAUGUUAAGUUCUGCUCCAUCCUAUUUUGAUUUUGAAAGAUAUAGACAGGUUUUAAGUUCUCAAGGUGUAAAUGAAGUUAUAAAGACAUUUGUAAAAAGUGUUAAUCCAAAUGUUAGAUUAGAAUUAUUACAUUAUCAAAAACAUAAAAUUAAUGGUAUAAAAGCAUCAAAACAAACAUCAAUAUUUUUAGAUAGACAAAAUGUUUUAUCGUUUUUAAAUAGAUUAUGUAAAAUGUCAUUUCCAAAUAAUGGUGGUGAUUCACCAACUACAAAUGAAGAGAAAAUGAAAUUACUUGGUUUUGAAACUGAUGAUUUACAUUUAGAAUUACAAUCAACUGGUUUAUUAGGUAUUAGAAAUAUGAUUUAUUUUUGUGCACGUUAUUUUAGAAUUUAUGAUGAAAUUUUAAAAGCUCAAAUUAAAAAAUUUAAAGAAAUUAAUAUAAAUAAUAAUAAUAAUAGUAAUAAUAAUGAUGAAAAUAAUAAUAAUAAUAAUAAUAAUAAUAAUAAUAAUAAUAAUAAUAAUAAUAAUAAUAAUAAUAAUAAUAAUAAUAGUGACAAUGUUGAAAAUAAUAAUAAUAAUAAUGUUGAAAAUGAAGAUGAUUCAUAUUAUUCAUUUUCAAGAGUUGGUUUUACAUUAACAAAUUUAAUUUUUGAAUUGUAUAUAGAAGAUGAAAAUUUAUAUGAAAUUAUAUUUGAUCAAGAUGAUUGGUUUGAAGAGUUAUUUUGUAUUUCAUUUGAAUUAUUUGAUGAAAUUUGGGAAAGAGAAGGAACAUGUCAAGAGGAUUAUAUACCAGUUUUACAUAAAACUCGUGCAGUUUUAUCAAGAAUAAAAUGGACAAAUCCAUCAUCAAUUGCAUCUUUUCAAAAGACAUUAGGUUGUGUAUUGGAUGAGAUGUGGAGUAAAACAAAUGAUUUAAAAGAAGAAAAAGAAAUGAAUGCUCGUGCUGGUGGUUUAAGUGAUAGUAUUAUGGGUGUACCACAUGGUAAUGCUAAUGGUGGUAGUGGUGCUAGUGGUAAUUUAAGAUUUAAAAAGUUUUUUAAUGAAAAGUUUAAACAGUAUAGAAAAUCAACAGAUUCUAUAAAUUCAGAUGGUAGUGAAGCUAUUUUCCAACCACCACCACAAUCGCCACAAUCACAACAACAAUCACAACAACAAACACAACAAACACAACAACCAGCAUCACCAUUACAAACAUCAUCAUCAUCUGAUAUUCAAAAAUCACCAGUACCACAUAAAAUUAAUACAAAAUCAAUGAGUUUUAAAAAAUUAUUUUCAGAUUUAAAAUCAGCAGAAACUGAAAGAAAAAAUUCAUUAACAGGAAGUAAUGGAAUUACCGAUGGUGGAGAUAGUAAUCCAAAUAGUGGUGCUGAAGUACUUUCAUUACCAAAUACACCACGUUAUCUCGGUGGUGACAAUGAUAAUGAAGGUUCAGAAAAUGGUUCAUCAUCAUCAUUUUCAUUUGAGAAAUUAUCAAGAAAAUUAAGAUCUGGUUCAUCAUCAAUUAAAGAUAAAUCAUCAUCACCAAAAUUCAAUUCAUUAACUGGUGAAUUAACAAUGAAUAUUUCAUCAUCAUCAUCAUUAGAAGGUAAUCAACAACAACAACAACAACAAUCAACAAACUCUUCAACAACAUCACCAAAUGUAUCACCUUAUUUACAAUCAGUUACAACAACAACAACCAAUACCACUACUGCCACUACUACUACUGAUGAUCAAUCACAACAACAAGUACCACCACAAUUUAAUAUAGAUGAUGGUAAAAGAUCAUUGAAAUCAAGUGGUAAUUCAAUUUAUAAGAGUGUUAAAAAAGCAAUGUCAAAUUUAGGUGAAAAAGGUAAAGAUAUAGGUAAAAAAGUAAAGAGUAAAAAAGAAAAGAAAAAGAAAUCAAAACAACAAGUUGAACACUCAUUUGAAGAUGAUUGUAACAAUAGUGCCAAUAAUAGUAGUUAUAAUAAUAGUCCAUACAUUAUUCCAGGUGAUUUAGAAUUACCAACUAAUUUUAGACCAUCAUUGGAUUUAGAUUUUGAUAAAAAUUCAGAUUCCUCUUAUGAAGAUUCUGAAAAUGAAACAAAUACUCUUGAUGAUAUUCAAUCAAUUGAUAGUAGUAGUAAUAAUAAUAGUAAUAAUAAUAGUAAUAAUAAUAGUUCAUCAAAUUUAAAUAAUAAUAGUACUUCAAGUAUUAAUUUAAUGAAUGAUCAAUCAUUACAAUCUGUACAACAACCACAACCACAACAACAACAACAACAACAACAACAACAACAACAACCAAUUGUAGAACAACAACCACAAGCAAAUUUAGAAAAAGAACAAAAUAAUUCAUCAACUCAAGUUACACCAAUUAUUUCAUCAGCAAAAUUAGAUGUUAAUGAGAAAUUAGAAUCAAUACCAACAGUAAUAAUUGAACCAAUUGAUGAUGAUAAUAAUAAUAAUGGUAUUAAUAGAUCAAUAUCUGAUCAAAGUUUAACUGAUGCAAUGUCAUUAAAUUAUCAAAUCACACAAAAACAAAAAUCAAGAUUGUCAACUGAUGAAAAUCAAAAUCAAAAUAAUAAUAAUAAUAAAUUAAGUGAUAACUCUAGUAAUGAACAACAUCCAGUUUCACCAAGUUAUCCAAGAAGACAAAUUAAUAUUAUAAAUGGUGGUGGUGGUAGUGCAGGAAGAAAUUCAACUUUAAAUUCUGGUUCAUCUUCACUAUCAAAAAAACCAGUUUUAUCUCGUGCCCCAAUUCCAUCAGUUUUCUCCUCCUCCUCUCAUAAUCCACCUGCAAUGGUUAAAUCUCCAAGUAUUAAACAUUUGGUCACAUUCUUUGAAGUAAAAUCUUCUGAAUUAAAAGAUAACUCAAGUACCGUUAGUGGUAGUGUUAAUAAUAAUUUAAAUGUUGGAAUUCCUCAAUUAAAAAGAGAAAAAUCUUUUAAAAGUGAUUUUUAA
Molecule: messenger RNA, 3558 nt
Organism: Dictyostelium discoideum AX4
Lineage: Eukaryota; Evosea; Eumycetozoa; Dictyosteliales; Dictyosteliaceae
Gene: elmoF
Product: engulfment and cell motility ELM family protein
Exons: 2
Coding region: 1-3558 (1185 amino acids)
Source: RefSeq, a predicted model, not a curated record